CCUUUCGCCGCUCAAGCAGUUAGCAAGCUUGCUAAUGCUCGGUGGUAGCGACAUCAUUUUCGGGUAUUGUAAAUUAGAUAAUGGUGCUAUUUUCACAGAGGUUUAAAUUACUAAUGAAAUAGGGCAUGCAUGACGAGUUGUUGAAAAGGAUUUGAACGAUUUAAAUCUUCAUCAAAGCGGAAGUUGAGUUUGUUUGUGUGGUAGUACCUGUAGUCAGGCUGCAUUGUUGUGUUUUUAUGGAAGGCCUGAAGCGUCUGAAUUUAUAUUUCCGGUGACAUAUUGCUGUCAAAUGACGACCUUAUUAUUACUGACGUAUCAAUAAGGUUAAAUACUUCCUACUAGAAAAUACUUGGGGCCUCACGGUUAUAAUGUAUUCCUGUCUUUUAAGGAUAUUCUCAUCAUGAGCUAUACAGAGAAACCAGACGACAUAACAAGGGACGAAUGGAUGGAUAAGCUCAACAAUGUCCAUGUUCAGAGAGCUGAUAUGAACAGACUUAUUAUGAACUAUUUGGUGACUGAGGGCUUCAAGGAGGCGGCGGAAAAGUUCAGAAUGGAGUCUGGGAUUGAGCCAAGUGUAGACCUGGAGUCCCUCGAUGAAAGAAUUAAGAUUAGAGAAAUGAUCUUAAAGGGACAGAUCCAGGAUGCAAUUUCGCUGAUCAACAGUCUACAUCCAGAACUGCUGGAUACUAAUCGCUACCUUUACUUUCACUUACAGCAGCAACAUCUCAUCGAGCUUAUUCGUUUGAGGGAGACGGAAGCUGCACUUGAAUUUGCCCAGUCUCAGUUAGCAGAGCAGGGGGAGGAGAGCCGAGAAUGUCUGACUGAGAUGGAGAGGACACUGGCACUGCUGGCAUUCGAUAACCCCGAGGAGUCACCUUUUGGAGAUCUUCUCAAUAUGAUGCAGAGACAAAAGGUAUGGAGCGAAGUGAACCAGUCUGUGCUCGACUAUGAAAACAGGGAAUCAACACCCAAGUUGGCCAAACUCCUAAAGCUGCUGCUCUGGGCUCAAAAUGAACUGGACCAAAAGAAAGUGAAGUAUCCGAAAAUGACAGACCUCAGUAAGGGAACCAUCGAAGAGCCAAAAUAAUACCCAGAUUUAAAGCAUAAGAUGGACACAUUUCCUCUAUUUAUACCCCACACAAUGAAAAUACAUACUUUUUUGAAAAGGUUGCUUUUUCAUGCAUUAAUAAUGAAAUGGGCAGAAUCAACUGAAUUGAUGCCAUUUCAAAAUGACCUGUCACUAAAUGAACAUGCAUUGUUUUCCAUGGUGUUAACAUUUACAUAUACUGAAUGAAAGUAGUUUUUUUGCAUAUUUAAAUGUACACUAGUUUUUUUUUCUGUCAGUUGGCAGGGAAAGUUGGAAAUGGAAAGUUUGAUUAAAGCCUAAAUUAGGCUGUCAGUCUGUGUGUGACCAUUUA
Messenger RNA from Dunckerocampus dactyliophorus (ringed pipefish), 1418 nucleotides. Its product is annotated as glucose-induced degradation protein 8-B homolog. Gene Ontology annotation, cellular component: cytoplasm; nucleus. The record is from RefSeq and is a predicted model, not a curated record. The transcript is spliced from 4 exons. Lineage: Eukaryota; Metazoa; Chordata; Actinopteri; Syngnathiformes; Syngnathidae. Gene Ontology annotation, molecular function: protein binding. Gene Ontology annotation, biological process: positive regulation of canonical Wnt signaling pathway; proteasome-mediated ubiquitin-dependent protein catabolic process. The coding region runs from base 401 to 1087 and encodes 228 amino acids.